CUGAAACCCAAUUCGAGAAGGAAAGUGAGUGAGAGAAAGAGAGGUUGUACCAGAUUAUAGCCCCACUUUCAUAGGUGGUUUGCGAUCGAAGAAGACCUCUUGAAGGUUGAAGGUUCUGGUUUCUCAGUCUCAGAUUGAGACCCCGAACCCAACUCCCCACGUACACUUCUCUUUAUCUCUCCCUCUCUCUCCAUACUUUUUGAAGAGUCUUCCACUGGAAAUUUCUCAUCUACUUCCACUUCUCAUAAAAGUUUUGUUAACCUCUGUUCUUUCUUUCCAAGUCAGUCAACUGUUGAAUCCAGGCCGUUGAUCUCGAAGACUCCUAACUUUUUGAAGCCAUCUUAUGCUAAAAUAUCAUAAUUUGUGACUACCCUUUGCUUUUCCCCCAGUACGAGAUUUUCUUCCUAAAUCCUGGUUUGUUUUUUCCAGGUUGAUUUCACCAUUUGAGGAUAGGCAAAUCUAGAUUUUCUGUGGUCAAACUUGAGCUGGGUGGACUGGGAAUCUCAAUUUUAGCUCUUGGGGUUUGGACUUGAACAAGUUGUGAUGCUUCAAUCUCAGCUGGGGGACUCAUAUGGAGGUUUUUGAUACUUCUCCUUUAACAUUUUCAAUCUUUUCUCAGUUGGGUUGGUGCAGAUUUUGGAGUUUUAAGACUUUGUGUUUUUGCUCUCAAGUUUUGAUCUGUUGCAUAGGCGUAUCUUCGAGACCUGUGAGGUUAUAGAUACUUUAGCUGUAGUGAGAAAAAAAAACAAAUCUUUUUUUUUUCCUUUUCUGUCUGGUAGAUUUUUAAUUAUUAUUUUUUUAAAAUAUGGCCAAUAUUAAGAAACCCCGUUUGAAAGAUGUAGCACUUCGCCGUUUCCUUUCAGUAGUUUCAAUCACUUUAUUAGGAGUUUUUUUGUUGAUUUUUCUCUUGGGAACAAAUUCAAGAUCGAAGGUUUCUGUUUCGGAUGAAUCAGACGAGUAUUUGACCUAUAGUUAUAACCAUUCGAACAUUAACAAGAAAAUCAAUCUUCCCAAGCAAAGUGAAUUGUCAAUUAAGUUGGGGAAGCUAAACCAGAAAACCCCUAGAAACAUAGAUCUAUAUCCAAGAUUACGCAAGGAUCACAUAACCAUAGUGUUGUAUGUACACAAUAGGCCCCAAUAUCUCAAAGUAGUUGUUGAGAGCUUAUCAUAUGUGGUGGGAAUAAGUGAAACUUUACUAAUAGUUAGCCAUGAUGGGAACUUUGAAGAGAUGAACAAUAUUGUUAAGAGUAUCAGAUUUUGCCAAGUGAAACAGAUAUUUGCUCCUUACUCUCCUCAUGUCUUUCCCAAUAGCUUUCCUGGGAUCUCACCAACUGACUGCGAGGAUAAGGGAGAUUCUUCUAAUAAGCAUUGUGAAGGGACUUCUGAUCAGUAUGGAAAUUAUAGAUCGCCAAAGAUUGUGUCACUGAAGCAUCAUUGGUGGUGGAUGAUGAACACAGUGUGGGAUGGAUUGGAUGAGACUCGAGGGCAGUCAGGUCAUAUUCUUUUCAUAGAGGAGGAUCACUAUAUCUAUCCCAAUGCAUACCGGAACUUGCAGAAGCUCAUUCAAUUGAAGCCUAAAAAAUGCCCCGAUUGCUAUGCUGUGAAUUUAGCACCUUGUGAUGUGAAUUCUAGAGGAGAAGGUUGGGAUUGUUUUAUUGCAGAGAGAAUGGGAAACGUGGGGUAUUCCUUUAACCGGACUGUAUGGAGGAAAAUCCAUAAGAAGGCAAGAGAGUUUUGCUCCUUUGAUGAUUACAAUUGGGAUAUAACCAUGUGGACGAAAGUCUAUCCGUCAUUUGGUGAUCCUGUUUACACUCUGCGAGGGCCUAGAACAAGUGCAGUUCACUUUGGCAAGUGCGGUUUGCAUCAGGGCCAGGGGGAGAAGAAUGCUUGCAUUGACAAUGGUGUUGUACAUUUUGAUGUGGAUAAUCUGGAUAAGGUGUCCAACAUCAAACCGGAGUGGGAAGUGCGAUUCACAGAACAUCAGUCUGGGUAUAAAGCUGGAUUCAAAGGUUGGGGAGGCUGGGGAGAUGAGAGAGACAGGCAGUUGUGUUUGAAUUUUGCUCGGAUGUACCUGCUCGAAGACACUAACACUUCAUCACGCAAAAUGUAAGAGUUGAAGUCAGAAUUUUACACAGCUUUUGUAAGUUAUGAGAUGUAGAUUAGUUUCCUGCUUAAUAUACACAUAACUUAUCAAGCUCUUUGCUAGUCAAAUUUACAGCAGAUUCUUAUAUUGUUUCUUCAAAAUAUUAGCUAAAAGAAAUAAGAAAGUCUUAUUACUAUUAGAAUUGUUUGUCACUGAGAUGAAAUGAAACCCCCAACAUUGAUUUUGCUCAA
Messenger RNA from Humulus lupulus (European hop), 2334 nucleotides. Its product is annotated as alpha-1,6-mannosyl-glycoprotein 2-beta-N-acetylglucosaminyltransferase. Gene Ontology annotation, biological process: oligosaccharide biosynthetic process; protein N-linked glycosylation. The record is from RefSeq and is a predicted model, not a curated record. Gene Ontology annotation, molecular function: alpha-1,6-mannosylglycoprotein 2-beta-N-acetylglucosaminyltransferase activity. Bases 806 to 2110 code for a protein of 434 amino acids. The transcript has a single exon. Gene Ontology annotation, cellular component: Golgi stack; Golgi membrane. Lineage: Eukaryota; Viridiplantae; Streptophyta; Magnoliopsida; Rosales; Cannabaceae.